GUAUAUGAUCCAAAGACCUCGUUGGACACUCACCUCCCUACGCCCAAACCUAAACUUAUCGCCAUCAAUCACAUCGCCGACUGGCCGACCCUGCCCCCCUCCCCCCGUUCUCUCCCGACGAAACGUGUUGGCACCAAGCACCCUAGAACUCAAAGCAAACCACCUACAAGCAACCUCGCCUGAAGCAGCUCCAAUCAACAAAGCUAGUAUUGUGUUCGCUUACGCAUAUAUAGUAAAUGGACGGAUAAUAUUUACGGCAGGUGGACUAUGA
Periconia digitata is the source of this 271-nucleotide messenger RNA. The record is from the annotation of a GenBank genome assembly. NCBI's taxonomy places the organism in Eukaryota, Fungi, Ascomycota, Dothideomycetes, Pleosporales, Periconiaceae.